GGGGACACGAAGCCGGCAGAGGGCAGACAGGCUGGCCCUCGGCGGCGGGGCUCUCCCUGCACGCCCGCCACCCAGAGGCGCCCACGCCGUGGAAGCUCGCCAUGCUGCCGUGGGCACCACCAGCGCUGCUUGCCCUGCUUCUGCCCGUGCUCCUGACUCAGGGAGAAGCCAGGCGCAGGGGGGGCCUCCCGGCCCAGAACACCUCGGGGUCCGCUCUGCGGCGGCUGUCGGACCACCUCCUGACCAACUACAAGAAGGGCGUGCGGCCUGUGCGGGACUGGAGGAGGCCAACCACCGUGUCCAUCGACGUCAUUGUCUAUGCCAUCCUCAACGUGGAUGAGAAGAACCAGGUCCUGACCACCUACAUCUGGUACCGGCAGUACUGGACUGACGAGUUUCUCCAGUGGAACCCCGAGGACUUCGACAACAUCACCAAGCUGUCCAUCCCCACGGACAGCAUUUGGGUCCCGGACAUUCUCAUCAACGAGUUCGUGGACGUGGGGAAGUCUCCAGAUAUCCCGUAUGUGUAUGUCGGGCAUCAAGGCGAGGUCCAGAACUACAAGCCCCUCCAGGUGGUGACUGCCUGCAGCCUCGACAUCUACAACUUCCCCUUCGAUGUGCAGAACUGCUCGCUGACCUUCACCAGCUGGCUGCACACCAUCCAGGACAUCAACAUCUCCCUUUGGCGCCCGCCAGAAAAGGUGAAGUUCGACAAGAGCGUCUUCAUGAACCAGGGCGAGUGGGAGCUUCUGGGGGUGCUGACCCAGUUUCGAGAGUUCAGCAUGGAAAGCAGCAACUGUUAUGCAGAAAUGAAGUUCUACGUGGUCAUCCGCCGGCGGCCCCUGUUCUAUGCGGUCAGCCUGCUGCUGCCCAGUAUCUUCCUCAUGGUCAUGGACAUUGUGGGCUUUUACCUGCCCCCGGAGAGUGGUGAGAGGGUCUCCUUCAAGAUCACACUCCUUCUGGGCUACUCUGUCUUCCUGAUCAUUGUGUCCGACACGCUGCCAGCCACCGCCAUCGGCACUCCCCUCAUUGGUGUCUACUUUGUCGUGUGCAUGGCUCUGCUGGUCAUCAGCUUGGCUGAGACGAUCCUCAUUGUGCGGCUGGUGCACAAGCAAGACCUGCAGCAGCCGGUGCCUGCCUGGCUGCGGCGCCUGAUUCUCGAGCGAAUCGCCCUGCUGCUCUGCCUGGGGGAGCAGCCAACCUCCCAUCGGUGCCCAGCUGCCUCCCAAACCAGCAAGACUGAUGACUGCUCAGACAUGGGAAACCACUGCGGCCAUUUGGGAGGACCCAGGGACUUGGACAAGACCCCGAGGGGCAAAGACAGCCCGCCCCCACCGCCGCGGGAGGCCUCCCUGGCCAUGCGCGGGCUGCUGCAGGAGCUGGCCUCCAUCCGGCACUUCCUGGAGAAGCGGGAGGAGAGCCGAGAGGUGGCCCGGGACUGGCUGCGCGUGGGCUCCGUGCUGGACAGGCUGCUGUUCCGCAUCUACCUGCUGGCGGUGCUGGCCUACAGUGUCACCCUGGUCACACUCUGGUCCAUCUGGCAGUAUUCCUGA
Molecule: messenger RNA, 1553 nt
Organism: Myotis myotis
Lineage: Eukaryota; Metazoa; Chordata; Mammalia; Chiroptera; Vespertilionidae
Gene: HTR3A
Product: 5-hydroxytryptamine receptor 3A
Exons: 9
Coding region: 102-1553 (483 amino acids)
Biological process (GO): chemical synaptic transmission; monoatomic ion transmembrane transport; regulation of membrane potential
Cellular component (GO): synapse; neuron projection; postsynaptic membrane
Molecular function (GO): neurotransmitter receptor activity; extracellular ligand-gated monoatomic ion channel activity; transmembrane signaling receptor activity
Source: RefSeq, a predicted model, not a curated record